AUGGAAAAAAAAUCUGGUAAAAAAUUUCAUCCCCGAUCUGGAAAUUCCGUUACAUAUGACUCAUCCUACCCCAUCUACGCCAUGGCUUUUUCCUCCUUCACUGCUUCCCUCCCCAAUUGCCACCCUCGAAUUGCCAUUGGGAGCUUUAUCGAAGAGAUCAACAAUUGUGUUGAUAUUCUCUCUUUCGAUGCACAUAACCUAACCCUUAAGCCUAUUCCGAAUCUCUGUUUCGAACACCCUUAUCCACCUACGAAGCUCAUGUUCCAUCCUAAUCCUUUUGAUUCUCUCAAAUCGAAUGACAUUCUUGCCUCCUGCAGUGACUACCUCCGUCUUUGGGAAGUUGGUGAUACUUCUAUUGAACCCCUUUUCACUCUCAGUAAGAAUAAAACUAGUGAAUACGUUGCCCCUUUGACGUCUUUUGAUUGGAAUGAGGUGGAGCCCAGAAGAAUUGGUACUUCCAGUAUAGACACUACUUGUACCAUCUGGGAUGUUGAAAUAGGGGCCGUCGAAUCUCAAAUUAUAGCCCAUGAUAAAGAGGUUUACGAUAUAGCUUGGGCUGAAGCUGGGGUUUUUGCCUCCGUUUCUGCUGAUGGGUCAGUUAGGAUUUUUGAUUUGAGGGAUAAGGAACAUUCGACAAUUAUUUAUGAGAGUCCAGAACCGGGUACUCAGUUGUUGAGGUUGGCUUGGAACAAGCAUGACUUAAGAUAUCUGGCUACUAUGUCGAUGGAUUGCAACAAGAUUAUGAUUUUAGAUAUUAGAUCUCUAGCAAGGCCUGUGGCAGAGUUGGCUAGGCAUCAGGCGAGUGUUAAUGCUAUUGCUUGGGCUCCACAGAGUCGUCGACAUAUUUGUUCGGCUGGGGAUGACGGGCAGGCGCUCAUUUGGGAGUUGCCAACUGUUGUAGGGCCUAAUGGGAUUGAUCAUAUGGCAAGGUACUCUGCUGGAGCUGAGAUUAAUCAAAUUCAGUGGUCUGCUGCGCAUCAUGAUUGGAUUGCCAUUGCGUUUUCUAACAAGUUGCAACUGCUUAAAGUAUAAGGCAAUUGGAUGAUUGAAUUUUUCCUGAACAAAAAUUUCAACUUUGUGUGAUGCAGUAUGCUGAUUCAUUUUCAUUUGGGCCCUGCUGGAUCAUCUUGUUGUUUGAGAGAUCCGAUUGCUGUUUCUAUGCCUUGUCAUAGUUGUAUUUGUUCUACAUGGAGCUUCUGUUGCUCAAGGGUUGUUUAUUGCUUAACAAUAAUCUUUUCUUUUUGUAGAAAAUUCAGCUUUUCAUCUGUUAAGAAAUAGAUUAUAAUUCAUGGGAAAUAUAUAAGUUAGAUAAAUUAAUUAUUUUUAGUUUAGAAGGCCCGACCUGGAAAUUGGUGGCUUCAUUGAGAGUUUUAUCUUGGUAAUUCAGUUUAAUGCUUAAAAAGAGUAACAUUUUAAUUUACUUUCUUUCCUUGUUCUCUCUCCUGGUUUCAUUAUCAAAUCUCAAAGAGGAUUUCUGAUGUGUAGCUCACAGAGAUGUGUUUGAUCUAUUGUGGCUAGGUUGAUUGAAGUCUUAAUUGUGUUGCAUUGCCCAUUUGGGAAAUAUCAACUUCAAACUGUUUGUCUCUCUGAUUUUCUUCUUUACCCCAAUGCAAAGUCAUCUUUAUCAAUUGUAGUAACCCAAAAACAGAGGAAAUACAGUUCAGUGGUUACCAUGUUCAAGGGAUAGAAAAUGUACUGUCAUGUUGGUUGAAGAUUAUACAUGCAGACUGACUGAAUUCUCAUUUCUUGACAUGCAAUGGAG
Messenger RNA from Solanum verrucosum, 1762 nucleotides. RefSeq names its product protein TRANSPARENT TESTA GLABRA 1. The record is from RefSeq and is a predicted model, not a curated record. Gene Ontology annotation, cellular component: nucleus. Gene Ontology annotation, molecular function: protein binding. Lineage: Eukaryota; Viridiplantae; Streptophyta; Magnoliopsida; Solanales; Solanaceae. The transcript is spliced from 2 exons. The coding region runs from base 1 to 1032 and encodes 343 amino acids.